UUCAAAUCGGAGGCUCAGUGCACUGAGAUUUGUCGUCCGUGCCACGUCCUUCUCUCCGCGGCUUUCCAGGAGGCCACCGCGCCGAACUGCCAGACACCAGUCCGCAGGCUUGAGUGGUCCGGCGUUGGAGAGAGGGAGGGGUAAACCCCUCUUGUGAUGGAGGAUGGGUUUUGAAGAGAGGAUCCGCUAAACCAACUACGACCAGAGAGCUGUUGGGAUGCUGUGUCGUGGAUGCUCCCAGUACGCAGUAGAAGCGCGACAGGAAAAGAAGCAGGGAGGGAUAUUGUAACAAUGUAGUGCAGAAGUUCACAGCCUGGUGCCUCAGGGGGGUCAGCAUAUUGUAUCCGUCCAAAGUAUUUGUUGGCUCGAGGCCUUGCCGAUUAUUGCAAGCGUUUGGUUCCAUGUUUGUCCGCCUUCCUUUGUUCUUAUGUUGUUACUUCCGCAAGUCGAACGCGCAUUGCCAUUACAUUCUUCACGCCAGCAUUCUACCUCGACGCCAGCAGUCAUCAGUUGGGCCAUACUCGUUCGUGUCCGCCGCCCGUCACAUCACUCUUGCAGGAGGAAUGCGUUCGCCCACUCCCGAGGAUAGUCCCUUGCGAAUCAGAUUGUCCUCUCACGUGUUCGACACAUCGCAGUGGCGCCAGCCCUGCACAUCAGUAUUCCCGCGUCCUCCGGCGGCAGCACACUUGGUUGCCGCACGUGCCUGGUAGUGUAGCCAGUUGCGAACACCAGGUAGGCACAUCAGGGACAAUUGUACGGAUCUCGUGUUUCUUGCGCGCCCCCGUGUCUCGCAGAAUCGAUGCUUAUGCAUAUUGGAAGUACAUCGUUGCCCUUCUCGAGACGAUCGAGUCACUUCCCGAAACGUGUGGGCGCAGUCGUCCAUCACUUGCUCCAACUCUUUUCUUUUACCCUGGUACUGGUCACCGAGUCGCCUCACACUCUGCCGAAGCCGUUUUGGGCUCAAGUCGUUUUUGCCCAAGCGCCCCGAACAGUCAACAUCUCCGCUACCGUUUCAGAGCACCUCGUUCCCGAUAUGUUCGGGCGGUUUCUCGGCGCAGCUGCUAUCGCUGCAGUCAGUGGUCUGAAGAUCACGGGCCCGCAGGAGUCUAUGCAGUUGAUGGGUUCCCACGUCGUGUCCGCACUGGACCCUGAGUUGGUCAACACGCUAGGCGAGAAGUUCCACGUGACUCUGCCUGGAGAGUGGAAUUUGAUUGGAAUUCCCAGGGGGUUCGACCCGUCGAAUACAGAAGCUGCGGACUUGGUCGUCAAUGCAACUAUUGAGGAUGUGGGACUCAAAGAUUGCGACGACCUCCUUAUCCGUAAAGUGUCGAUCUUCGGGCAGAAGUUGGGGAGCAAUAUCACUUCUCUGGAGCUGUCGGUCGGUAGCGAUGUCUUUAACGAAACUGCCACCAUGGGGCUGAUCGUCAACACACCGUCGGGGUCUACUAAUGCCACCGCUGAUCCAGCAGCUUUCGUCCAGCUGGUGCCGCAAUGCCAGAUCACGCGUCCUCGCGGCACCAUCGCGGAGCCCACGAAGAACAGUUUCCGCAAGCGCACGAAGCUCUUUACCGCGGUGUGUUCCUUGGAGAAUGGAGCGAACGUGAUCACCGUGACUUGGUCGACCGUGUGGCGCGGAUUUAACGCUGGAAGCGUAUAUUACCAAAACGACAUGGAGGUGUAUGUUUCGGGGGUUGGGGACGAUCCCGCAGGUCUUCUUGGCCCCGACGAUCACACGGAGGCCAGCAGGAUGGUCUCUGGGUGUUUCAAGCCGCAGCCCGUGGGCGGGCCUUUCCAGAGUAGGAAGAAUGCUUGACUAGACGCUUGAUACCUUAUCUUUGAUCACGGCGGCGGUUGAGGUGGCCGACAGAGUGAUUUUUGUUAGUCGGUGGAGCGCGUUGGCCUCCGCCAUUUUGACCGCUGGUGGGAAAGCGAACAAACAUCGCAACACAUAAAAACAACAAUCUUGGCGACUGGCCC
Molecule: messenger RNA, 1977 nt
Organism: Prorocentrum cordatum
Lineage: Eukaryota; Dinophyceae; Prorocentrales; Prorocentraceae
Source: the annotation of a GenBank genome assembly